AGUAGAUGGGGGCACUUUAUAAUCUUUGAACGGCUCUGGAACAGUCUUUAGAACAUUUGUAAAUUACUCCAGGAACUGUUUGAGGUGGGAUGCAUACAUGGAAGCAAUCAUGUACAGCACUUAAGUGGAUUAUGCAGACGGUGCACAAGAUUAGGGAUGUGCUCGGAAUUCGCUCCGGGUGGUUCGGUUUGAAUUUGAACUGAAUUCGAAUUGAACUGCCUGGUCUGUGAGCCGGUUCGUUGCUUUACAAGCAGAAGGGGAAGCCCUAUGGGUUUGAAAAAGCGCGACGUGCUGUUUCGCUGCCAGCCGCCGUGCUGGAGCUGUCAAAUAUCAUCUCGAUCCUGCCUCAAGUACGCAAGUGUAUCAAGAGGCGUCUGUGUGCCAAGGCCCUCUCCAGGAACGUGCUUUCUGUGCACCUCCCAGAGCCUUUGGAUGGGGUGGUAUAUAAAUGUUAAUAAUGAUGAAGAAGAAGAAGAAGAAGAAGAAGAAGAAGAAGAAGAAGAAGAAGAAGAAGAAGAAGAAGAAGAAGAAGAAGAAAUAAUGAUUAAAUAGCAGUGAUGCACCCUUCCUGUAGGAAUUUGCCCAAUCCCCUUUUUUAAAACCAUUGAGGCUAAUGACAUUGGCUAGCAGCAUUGCCCAAACAAAUCCUGACACAGACGAUAUCCAAGAGAGAAACUGACACCAGAAGAAAGAUGUAAAUGAAGUGCCACUGGCAAACUCUUA
Molecule: messenger RNA, 723 nt
Organism: Hemicordylus capensis (graceful crag lizard)
Lineage: Eukaryota; Metazoa; Chordata; Lepidosauria; Squamata; Cordylidae
Exons: 3
Coding region: 268-552 (94 amino acids)
Source: RefSeq, a predicted model, not a curated record